Triticum dicoccoides is the source of this 889-nucleotide messenger RNA. RefSeq lists its product as uncharacterized. Lineage: Eukaryota; Viridiplantae; Streptophyta; Magnoliopsida; Poales; Poaceae. The coding region runs from base 127 to 723 and encodes 198 amino acids. The transcript has 2 exons. The record is from RefSeq and is a predicted model, not a curated record. Gene Ontology annotation, molecular function: protein binding.
UGGGGCUACGGUAUAGGUGGAUGCUGGAGCCACCGCUCCAAAACACACAGAAACACACACACAGCUUCUUGCUUUCUCAAACACUGAUCUUGCAGCUUCAGCGUCGUCCACCGUCGGAAAGAAGGCAUGGCGGGCGCAUCCUCGUGGUCGUCGUCCUGCUCAUGCACGUCGUCGCUCGGCUCCUUGGAUGACGACGACGUGGUCUGCGUGGUGAAACCGGGUUCCCCCGGGGCGGCAGAGGGCAGCGUCAAGUUCCUGUGCAGCUACGGGGGUAUGAUCCUUCCACGCCACCCCGACGGCGCCCUCCGUUACGUCGGCGGCAACAACCGCGUCCUCUCCGUCGACCGCUCCCUCCAAUUUUACGAGCUGCAACGGAAGCUGAUGGACAUGUGCGGAUGCGAGGCGAUGAGCCUGCGGUGCCAGCUGCCGACGGAGGACCUGGACGCGCUCGUCUCCGUCACGACCAACGACGACCUCGGCCACCUGCUGGAGGAGUACGACGCCGCUAGCAGGGACCGGCUCCAGCCGCUCAAGAUAAGGGCGUUCCUGUUCCCAAGGUCCAAAACGCCGCCGCUCUCGCCGUCCACCCCGUCGUCCAGGCCAACACCGGCGUACGUCCGCCACCAGCACCACACGGCUCGCCCCCCUCCGGCUCGUGUGCAUUCGGGCCACCGGCGCCCGCACCAGCUCCUGCUCCUCCACAACGGCAGUCGGUUGCAAUAACAGCGGGAUUAGCAGCCGCGUGCUGGUGUAUUAGCUUGGCAGUCGUGAGAUCGUCCAUGAGGCGCUGUGCCGCUGUCACGGAUUUGUAAGCCCUGCUUUGCAUGUUUCAUAACCUAUACUCCCUCCGUUCCCAAAUAUUUGUCUUUCUAGGCAUUUCAAAUGAAAA